GCUAAUUUUGGAAAUGAACUUCAGAGAAGAGAGAGAGAGAGAGAGAGAGAGAGAGAGGGAGUUGGAAGAGAGGAAUGAGCAGCUCAUCAUCACUCUCACUCAAAUUCGUCGUCCUCUUCUCCCUCUCUCUCGCCGGGGCUGCCUCCCUCACCACCGGCGCCACCGCCACUUUUCUGUUCCCUAGAAAGCCCAGAACGAAAGCUUCUUACACUCUCUCCCCAACAACCAGGCCCAAAGCCACCGUCUCGGACUUGCUCUCCCUUCUCGGCCCACCCCCGCAGGCGGAGUCCGUCAACUCUCAGGUUGCACGAGACCUCAGGUCAUGCUUCAAAUUCCUUGUUCCCUAUAAUCAAACCGUACCCGCUCGGCGGUCGUUGAGAUCGAAACUGAGUCUAUCGCGGAAUCGGAGCGGAAAAGAAAUAGAUGAGUUGAUUUUGUCGCCGCCAGCUCCUGUAUUAGAGCUGGCUCGCCUCGCUGUUGACUCCGGCGCUGACCCUGGGGCGAUUCACCGAACGCUUGAUCCAACUAUUAUUCCUGUUCCUGAUGUUGAGGGAUCAAAUGAAGAUCGGUGUGAGCUCACUAGAACUCCUUAUGGGAGGCGAUUUGUAAAUGAGGGGUUGAAUUCUUACCUAGAAUUCUUGUUUGAAAUUAUUGUUGAGCGUGGUCCCAGCGUAGGGCUGCAUGUAUCUCUGAGUCGCUAUGACUUUUUCCAUGGUCACCUUUUCCUUGCCAAGGAAUCUGGAAGACUUGGUAUUUUGUUUCAUGCAAAGGAGUACCCUGCCUAUGACAAAGAACUUUUUCCUUGCAAUAUGGGCUAUUGCCAAGUAGGAUCUAAUGUUCCUUAUGAUGAUUCAAUGAAUUUGAGAAAUAUCUUGUGGCUUGCUCCAUUGCCAAGUAGUUCUUCGAAUGCAUGGCUGGCACCAGGAGUCUUAGUUGUCCUGGAUGCGCACCCUGAAGGAAUCAUUUUCCAAGAUCUCAUACCUGAAUAUGUAAAUUUUGCAAGGACACUAUAUGAAGAGGAUUUUGGGGAAGUCGUGCUUGAUGUAAACUACUUGAAUGUAGGAGCUGAAGCGCCCAAAUUCCAAAUUUUCAUCUGCUGAGACAUCUGAAGAUAACAGGGAUUUGAAUAGAAGAGGAUCUGCAAAGUAUUUGUAUAUAGGAAUUCUUGUUUUGUUGUCAAAACUUUGUUUCCAGAACUAUUAACAACAGGGAUUUGAAUAGAAGAGGAUCUGCAAAGCAUUUGUAUAUAGGAAUUCUUGUUUUGUUGUCAAAACUUUGUUUCUAGAACUAUCACUCGUUUUCUACUUGCAUUGAAAGAUGUGGACAUUAUGGAAGUUCAAAUCUAUUCAAUAUCAUCAAACCAUAUAAUUUUAUAGUUUC
Sesamum indicum (sesame) is the source of this 1380-nucleotide messenger RNA. RefSeq names its product T-box protein. NCBI's taxonomy places the organism in Eukaryota, Viridiplantae, Streptophyta, Magnoliopsida, Lamiales, Pedaliaceae. The record is from RefSeq and is a predicted model, not a curated record.